UGAUAUGACAUAUCAUUAUAGCAUGAAUAAUUAUUUUUUUAUGCCAUAAUUAAGACAGAACCUUGUGAAUCCGGUCCGUUGGUUGUUCCGGUCCGGGUUACAUUCGCUACAGCUGCCGCGGAGGGUUAAGCUAGGCUAGUUCAAAACUCCUCCCGCUAAUACUUGCCUUCCAGCGAUUUCACCGCUGCUCUAAAUGUCGCCAUUCAUUCCCGCGGAGAGUUUUAUCUACCAGCGCACGCUGGUUUUAUAAAUAACUUUUUAUUUAGUGAUAUAUUCUGGAGAUACGGUAAACAGCAUCAAGGCCCCUAGUCAAAGCUAACUGUUAACCCCAAAGCUAAAAUGGCGGACAACGAGGGUGACAGCGGAGCUAUUGGAACAACAACAGUGGCGGAGCCACCGGGGACAGACUCUGAGCCCGCCGUUCAGCCAGACACGCAGCCCGUGGAGCCUUUAUCAGUCCAGCCUGCCGUCCAGAUCUUACAGCCCGAGGAGAAAGGCUCGACUUUCCUCGUCACCCAGUGCGAUCAGCCUGCAGAGAGUGCAGAGCCCGGGUCCUGUGCGGAUGGCGGUCAGCCCCCGAGUGAAGCAGAAACCUGCCAGGUGGAGCAGCGCAUGCUGGUGGGCGCAGAGUUUACCGAUCUGGCCAACACCACCAUCAUCUACGUGCAGCCUGACGGCAGCCUGGUGGAGGGCUCCGGGCUGACGGUGGAGGAGCAGCAAGCGGUGCUGCAGCAGCUCACCAAGCAGCAGAUCGUGCAGGUCUCCGAAACCGAGGCCGUCCAGCUGCUCCAGCACAGCCAGCUGGUCAAACCGGCCCCGGUCCAAAAGACGGCUCUGGAUCCGAGUCAGCUGCAGCAGGUCAUUAACCAGGUCACCAAGUCCCAGAACCAGGUCCAGGUGCCUCAGGAGAACCUGCAGCAUGUGAAGGGUCAGCAGAAGCAGGUCCAGCUUUCCCCACAGAACCUAAAGAUCAGCCCUCAGAAUAAUGCUUCCACCCAUCUGAAAAGUGUGGCUCAACAGGUCGCUUUGCAGUCCAACACUUUAAUCCAGGCAGAACCAACGCGAAUCCAGAUCCAAGUUCCUCCCAAACAGGACCUGAAUUCUUGUGUGAGUCUGCAGCAGAAGACCGUGGCUAUCAGCCACCCGCAGGUGAAGCUGUCUGCCAGCAGCGGCCUGGGCAACGCACAGAUCAUCCACCUGCAGUCUGUGGUAGGUCAGCAGGGUCAGCAGAUCCUGCUGCAGCAGAACCCAGGAGAACCCCAGAUCCAGUUGGUGCUGCAGAACGCCACUCCUGUGGUGGGCUCUCUGCUCCCCUUGGUCCACAAGGUGACGGGCCCGGCAACCAUAGCAACUGCUUCCUCCAGUCUGGGUCAGAAACCUGCCCCGCCUACUGUCAGAUUGGCAGCUGCCACCCCAGUUAAAGACCCGCCCCCUCCCAGCAGCAAGCCCCCUGCUGCUCCCGUCACUAAAACCAUCAGCAUUCCUCUGAUUAAGACACAGCACAACGGGACGGCCACCACUGCUGGGAAAGUCCCAGUUAAAGCGACCCCGGUCAUCCCCGCAGCUCCACGGCAACCCACCACCCUAACCGUCGCCCCCAGGCUUCCCACAGCAACCUCUGUCGUCAAGGUGAAAGACCGAGAAAAAGAGGAGAAGAAGAAAGCAAAGAAAAGAGAGAAGAAAGCCCUGAAGGUCCAAACCCGAUCGGGUCGGGUGUCCAGGCCACCCAAGUACAAAGCUAAAGACUACAAGUUCAUCAAGACGGAGGACCUGGCGGAGAGCCACCAGUCCGACUCAGACGACUACUCCGACAUGAGCGUGGAGGAGGAGGAGAACGCCAAGCGGGACGGGCCGGGCUCCAGCAGCCCCUCGUCUCUCAGCUACAGCCUCAAGUCGCGCUGCCACCGCUGUCAGACCUGCGAUAAGGCCUACAUCGGCCCCGGUGGCUUGAACCGCCACUACAAGCUGAACCCCACCCACGGAGAGCCCGACCUCACCGGGGUCACAGCCAGCGGUGCACCAGAACCCGGCCAGAGCAGAGUGGACCAGAAGGUAGAGGAGGCCGUCACUGAGGAGGAGGAAAAGGAGGAGGAGGAAGAAGAACAAGAGGAGGAAGAGGAGGAGAAACCUGCUGCCAUGACAACAAACAGUGGAGACGUCGGCCUGGCAGCUGAAGGACUCACCAGCCUCCAUUACCGGGGCCCAGGUCGCCCCAGAGGGCGAGGGAGAGGAAGAGGGCGAGGGAGGGGCAGAGGAAGAGGAAGAGGCAGGGGGCGAGGUCGAUCACUUGGACCUCCUCCUAAGGUGAGCAUUGGUCUCGUGGGCAGACCUGGUCGUCGCGGGCGACCCCCAAAGCUUGGGGUCAUUCCAGUAACAGCACGGCAGCAGGCAGAGAGGAGACAGCUGCGGCUGCAGGAGCUGGUGGAGCAGUGUGAAGAUGAAGAACUGAUGGAUGCUGUUCUUCCUCGUUUGACCAAAAUGUUAAGUCUGUGGGAGCUGCUGCUGGCGAAGCUGGACUGCAAGGGGUUGGCUUGUAGCUGCUUUCCAGACAUUUACCAUGAGUUUGAAUCUCUGCAUGCUCAAGUCAGGCAGACUGCACAAGACUACAUCAUAAGUCCUCAGGGUGGAGCCAUGCCUGUGGAGGUCAGGAACAUUGAGGUGGCCAGAUCUCUAGGGAUCCUGGACGAGGUAAACAAGAUGAAGGUGCUUCCUGGAGCAUCGCCUGUUUCUAGUGGGAACAAUAAGAAUGUCCGGUACAUGGGGAACUCCAAGAUGUUGCCACCAUCUAAAAGAUUUAAGAUGGAAAACAGUAUUGCAGAUCACCAGAACGGCACAGAAGUGCCAAAAUCAGCUGCUGCUCCAGUGGCCUCGGCCACCCAGGCAGCCUCUCUUGUCAAGUCGUGCUCCGUGUCUGUGUCUCCCCUGGAGAUUUCAGGUGGAGCCAAAGUGCUGAGCGCCUCUGCUGAACCUACCUCCAGCUCCUCCAGCAACGCCUCUCCUGACCCAACUCCCAGCCUGGCUGCACCUCCCGCCGGCCCCACGCAGGAACAAAAGGAGGGGCCGUCGGCCCAGGACCAGGACGUACACAUGGCCGACGCCACAGUCCAGGACGCAAACACGGCCGACGCCACGGUCCAGGACGCAAACACGGCCGACGCCACGGUCCAGGACGCAAACACGGCCGACGCCACGGUCCAGGACGCAAACACGGCCGAAGCCACGGUCCAGGACAUAAACAUGGCCGAAACUACGGUCCAGGACUUAAACAUGGCCGAAGCUACGGUCCAGGACAUAAACAUGGCCGAAACUACGGUCCAGGACUUAAACAUGGCCGAAGCUACGGUCCAUCAAGUAAACGGGGCCAAAGCCAUGAUCCAGGAAGUAAACGGGGCUGAAGCAGCGGUCCAGAUAACGCAACCAGACUCUGCUCUCAGUUCUAGUGCCACCAGCACUACGGACAGAAAGAGGGCGGAGUCUAGCCCCAACCCUGGCCCCACCCCCAGCCCCGCCCAGCCGGCGACCUCUGCUCAGCCUCAGCCCUGUGACUCCUCCUCCCAGCCCAAAGAGCUACAGGCGGGCCAGGAGAUCUACAUCCAGACGGAGGGGCUGACGGUGCAGCUGGCCGAGCCGGGGUCGGACGGGAUUGUUAUCGUCAACGGACCGGAUGGAACCACCAUGCACAUCCAGACCCCAGAGGGGGUACCCCUGGAGGCAGUGCAGGCCCUGCUGGGCAUCGAGGCUUCAGACGGGGACAGACUGGCCCAACAGACCCAGGACUGAGCGGAACCUCCUCGGAACAGACUGUCAGGGAGUGAUGGACAGCUGGAAACUGCAGUGCCUCCCUUCAAACCCAGCUGAUAGGAGCCAACCGGCGCUUCUCUAUGAAUGUCAGAGUUUCAGAACAAUGCAGGGGGACGACGGUGCAAAUCCCCAACUCCUGUAGGAAAAUGUCAUGGUCUUCAUCUCGCUGUGUUCAAAGAGCCAAGGUGAAGCUGCUGAUCUUCAGGUCAUAUAUAAAUAUGCAUAUAUAUAUAAAUAUCUAUCUAUAUAUACAUAUAUAUGUUGUCAGCACAUUUCAUUUCUUCUACUCUUCUGUUGUUGGUCUUCGGUGCAGCUAUUGCACACCUCCACUUUAUGUUCAGAAAAGACGAAAACGGUUCAUAUGCUUGAUUUUGUCCUCUGACUGUUGCUCGCUGUCUGCAGUUCGGCUUGUGUUGCUUUUAUUUUUCUGUUUCUGAAAUAAAUUAUUUUUCAG
Molecule: messenger RNA, 4255 nt
Organism: Poecilia latipinna (sailfin molly)
Lineage: Eukaryota; Metazoa; Chordata; Actinopteri; Cyprinodontiformes; Poeciliidae
Gene: znf839
Product: zinc finger protein 839
Exons: 10
Coding region: 340-3780 (1146 amino acids)
Source: RefSeq, a predicted model, not a curated record